GAUUACAGUUUAAUGCUGACAAAUGUACAAGUUUUGGACAGUAAAAUGGUGACAUUUGCUACUGUGUAGAUGUAGGAAAUUAGCCCAGAAGUUAAAGGAUUCAGAGUUUUACAAGGUAAUUGCAAGCAUCUUGAAGAAAAGCACACACGUUUAGUAGUGGAUGAGGAACAUAAAAGACGUAAGGAGUCUUACAUUUGCAAUCAUUACUCAAUAUAAAUUAAAUCUGUCAAGCCUCAGCUAAAGAUAUUGGUCCUGAAAUGGAUAAAAACAUACAAAUCUGUGUUCUUUAAAUGUAGACAAAUACUUGGUCACACCCAAAAAGGUUCAGAGAUGGCACAGUUUCCUAUGUUAUGCACUGUGUCAUGUAAAAGGAUGAAAAGCACAGGAAAUUCCAAGCUAUCGAAGUCUGUCUUCUUAUUUUACUUUUUUGCUGUGUGCACAAUAGCAAACAGAAUACUGGCAAGUCUAGUAUCAAAUAUUAUGUCUAGUAUCAAAUAAAAUUAAAAGUGUGCAUACUCUGUUUCUGUCAUUAUGAAGACCAAGCACCUGACACAGGGUUUUAGAAUUACAGUUAAGCACUCUGCUACUUUGGAUUAUAUCUUUUAUUGUGUAUAAACAUGAUAAUAACGAGUCUUCUGUCACUGUGAACACUGCUCUCUACUGGCCACAUGGCCAAGGAAAUGUGUAGCUUUGGAUCACAUUUCAGGGAUUUUUUCAGUGUAUGUGAAGAAUGUCUAAGUUAAUUCUCUAUCCCGAACCUACAUAUGCAUACACACAUGCAUGAAUGUGCAAAUAUAUGUAUGAUCAUACACAUAAGUGGUUACACCCAUAUAAAAAAAACAAAUCAUCAGAAUAUCUAAUACAUGAAGUCUAGUCUCAUCUUUAAAUAAAUGGAUAUAAUGUAUCCCAGAAGAAUAAAUAAAUAAAUGAACGACAGCUCAUUUCAGUAAGAAUUUUCCACCCGUCUGGUGCAAAAUGUCUCAGAGUUUUUCUGCAGUCAUGAUUAGCUGCUGCUCAGCUCAGACAACAACAGCUGUAAGCCAGUUUAAAGUUUAAUGAGGAUUCGGUUACACAAGCUCGCUUCAAGCUAGCCUGUAAAAACAUAAUACACUGUAAAAAUGUGCAUGUGUGCAGUAUGUGUGUAUCCACGCACACACACACACACACACACACACACACACACAGACACACACAUUAGAUUAGAGUCUAUGACACUUGGGUCAGUGGGUCAGCGAGGCUAAAUUACAUAACAUCAGAGUUUAAUCAGCUCUCAUAUGCUUACACCUUUGAGAGUCAGAGGUCUGUUUCCUUUUCUAAAUUUGAAUAAGUGAAAGUCAACUCUGUCACUGUUUAACUGUAACAGUGUGUUCAGCACUGACAGAUUCCCAGGUCAGAAAAGGUAAUGCAAUCUCUGGCCGUGUACAUGCCUGACAUCUGAUGAUCCGGCUCACAUAGAUGUUCUUGUAUUUGUGAUUAGCAGGCUGUCCAGAUAACACAGAAUAAAGGAGAUUUACAGAACAUCAUUACAGUCCAAGGCCAAAGGGAGGAGUGGUAUGAAGCAGUAAUCCUUUUAAUAAUAAUGUUCCUUUUUUAAUAGUUGAGGCUAUUUGGAGAAAGUAUUUGUCCAGCCAAAUAACUGCAGUAUAAAAUCUAAAACUCUUGGGGCCAGAUAAAUAAGGCUUUCUUUUUUCAGUCUUAACAAAGGAAAGUCCAAUGAAAAAGUUUAUUAGAUGAAGAAGUUUAGGAAUGCAAUGCAUACACAUCCACUUAAGAUUUCUUAUAAACAAGAAUUUGUGAUAUAGAGCACUGUGAUUUUAUUUCAUGACAUGAAGUGGUUUGCUGUAGAGUGAACUCAAAGUGUCCUUUUAAAUUCUGCUGUUGUGCUGACAGCCAAACAUGUCUGUGUAAACAGGUUUACCCAAGGCCAGCUGAUGCUAGUGCGCUCUCAUUUAAUUAGCCUGUGCUAAAUCUCUUUAAGGCAUGAAAUCACCCCCACAGCAAUCCGCAUAAAAUCUCUCCUCCUUACUUGGUUCAGUCAAAUCAGCCCGCACGCCCUUGGUCUCUAAAAACACGAGCAUCGCCACAACAGUCACACCAUGUCCUGCACAUCCCCAUGCUGAACAAGACAAAGCCCAGAGGACAUGCAAAUGUGCAUGUGCCAAUAUCCAUGUGCCCGUGAAAACUAGUAUCUCAACAACACGCUUUUUUUCAUACUGAAGGUUCACAGUUUUACAAUCAAUCUGCCUGAGUUAUUCCAUCUGUGCUGGCAGGAUAUUACCAUUACAAAAAGAUAUUCUAACACAGAGGGAAAAACUAAAAAAAGACUUCUGUAACUACUCUGACACGAGGUUGAUUCAAAUGUUUAUCUCAGUGUUGGAAUGAUUAAAGUUUUCUGAAUACUAAUAAGUAAAAAAUUCUCACUGAACUGCUGCAGCUACAGACUUGUCAAUCUCUUAAUGUGGCGGUGCAAACCAAAUCCAAAGUAUAAAGCGCAUAAAAAAUACAGCAAGAACAAUAAAGUAUGCUGUUUAAUGUUAGAGGAUUUAAAGACUUUGGUGGCACGUGCACAGACAGCUAUCCUACUUGGAAGCAGCCACUUAGAGAUCAGUUAAAAAAGAGGAGGAGGGAGAGAGAGUGGGGGAGGCGAGAAGGUCAGCAUCUUGCCAGCUGAGGUGACUAAGACUGGACUCAGAGCUGUGGGAAAAGCAGGACACGGGAGGUUUUGUUAGCAGGGUUUAACUUUAUCUGACUGCUACUAAAAGUCCUAGUGCAAAAAGGCUGGAAAAAAGGAGACAGAUUCACAGGAGGAGCUGUGUGAAAUAAUCAGAAGCUCCUGUUGUUGCUGUAUUGAGGCAUCAUGACACAACAGGUCAGUGGCUUACUGUUCUUCAAACCCUUCUUUCAGAAGACACCUGUCAGAGUGGACAGCCCUCUGCAACAGAGGCGGCACACACUCCCAGCCAGCGAGUUCAGGAAUCUCACACCACAGGAUGCCAUCAGUGUGUUUGAGAUUGAAAGAGAAGCAUUUAUAUCUGUGUCUGGAGAGUGUCCACUUACCCUGGAUGAAGUUCUUAACUUCCUGGGUCAGUGCCCUGAGCUGUCUCUGGGCUGGUUUGAAGAGGGACAGCUGGUAGCUUUCAUCAUUGGCUCUGGCUGGGACAAGGAGAGGCUUUCACAGGAGGCCAUGACUCAGCAUGUCCCAGACAGCUCCACUGUGCACAUCCAUGUGCUGUCUGUGCACCGCCACUGUCGCCAGCAGGGAAAGGGCUCCAUCAUCUUGUGGCGCUACUUGCAGUACGUGAGCUGCAUGCCGGGCCUCCGUCGAGCUCUGCUGAUCUGUGAGGAUUUCCUCGUGCCCUUCUACCUCAAGGCUGGCUUCAAGGAGAUAGGGCCAUCAGCCAUCACAGUAUCUAACAUGCACUUCCAAGAGAUGGAGUACACUCUAUGUGGACAGGCUUACGCACGGCGGAACAGCGACUGCUAGUCCUUCAAUCCUUACCCUCCACUCUCCACUCCACUUAUUUCUAACAUGGACUCUUGUUAAGCACAAAAUACUGCAGCCAGAGAAAAGAGGACGUGAGUAUAGCCUAAUGCGUCCCCUGAUCCACUGAACAUGGAGUGCAGUCUGUGUUAAGGCCUGAGAGGAACAACAGUGGAUUUAGGUGCUCAAGCAAUAAAAUGAACCUGUUGCUUUUCUCAGUUAUCUAUUUAUCUAGUCUUCUGUCACUUGUACAAUAAAUUAACAUUGUUUUAGUUUUUUAUAGAAGGCAAUUACUGUAAACAACAUCUCAGUGUAAAUAAAGUUCUAUUUUUAUAAACCAUACAAAUCCAAGCUGUAAUACAAUUCCAUAGCUUGUUGCGGUUUUGUUUGAAUUCUUAUGGGUUUAAAUACUUUAAAGCAAUCUCCAUCAUGUGCUCAAGCAGGAGAGGCAGACAUUUUCAUUUUGUAGAUUUUUUUUUACUUUUCUUUUCAAAUACAUGUGAGUAGACAGGUAGCUAAAACACUACCGUGUUCAAAACAGUAAUCACUUCUUGAGAAGCAAUAAACGAAAAAAAAAAAAAGAGAGAUAACAUUCGAGUGCUCAGCAUAAUGUAACAAAAAUAUGGCAGUAGUUGGUACAUUUAUCAACAAGGCACCAAAGGUAUCAAUAUCUGAUUUUUGUCCCUGCUUUUGUAUGAGGUCGCCUGGAUAAUAAUAUUAAUAAAUCUUUUGCCUGGAGGGUGAAUGUACAAAAAAAAGGGAAAAAAAAUCUUCAUUGUUCCAGCGCUGGCUUUUCUCAUUUCUGCAGAAGGACAGCUAGGUGUUUUGA
Oreochromis niloticus (Nile tilapia) is the source of this 4310-nucleotide messenger RNA. It is a transcript of the gene aanat2, whose product is annotated as arylalkylamine N-acetyltransferase 2. The record is from RefSeq and is a predicted model, not a curated record. Gene Ontology annotation, cellular component: cytoplasm. Gene Ontology annotation, molecular function: aralkylamine N-acetyltransferase activity. Bases 2858 to 3484 code for a protein of 208 amino acids. Gene Ontology annotation, biological process: circadian rhythm; response to light stimulus. NCBI's taxonomy places the organism in Eukaryota, Metazoa, Chordata, Actinopteri, Cichliformes, Cichlidae. The transcript has 3 exons.